Enterobius vermicularis (human pinworm) is the source of this 336-nucleotide messenger RNA. The record is from the annotation of a GenBank genome assembly. Lineage: Eukaryota; Metazoa; Nematoda; Chromadorea; Rhabditida; Oxyuridae.
AUGCCAGAAGUUGAGCAUGGCUAUGACUGCUUACCUCCAUUAAAGAACAUUGAAUCUUAUCGUCUUGUUGUUGGAGUAGCUUUACAAGGAAGCGUUACAUGUUUUACCCAGUGGCUUGAUUCUUUUAUGUUUUAUACGUUUCCAAUGAUCGCUCCUGGUGCUGUGUGGGCCGCAGCACUUGCUAACUUUAUUUAUGUCGGCAAUGCCAUGGCUCAAACACCAAUAUUAUUAAUAUUCAAUAAGGCUAUCCGGGCAACGUUGAACAAUUUGUUGAUUAGCAGAAUCAGGAAAAUUCAUAAUAUGAAGCCAACGACAAUAGAAGUCCUGAAAUCCUGA